Psammomys obesus (fat sand rat) is the source of this 508-nucleotide messenger RNA. RefSeq names its product transmembrane protein 256 (gene Tmem256). Lineage: Eukaryota; Metazoa; Chordata; Mammalia; Rodentia; Muridae. The record is from RefSeq and is a predicted model, not a curated record. The transcript has 4 exons. The coding region runs from base 55 to 396 and encodes 113 amino acids.
UGGCUUCUUGGGUGGCCAGGGCGGUGUUGGCUCCGCGCGUGACCACCCACAGCCAUGGCCCGGGUAGGGGCUGCUUUCCGCCGCCUGGGUGCCUUGUCCGGAGCUGGGGCCUUGGGUUUGGCCUCCUACGGGGCACACGGCGCCCAGUUUCCGGAUGCUUACGGGAAGGAGCUCUUUGACAAGGCCAACAAACACCACUUUUUGCACAGCCUGGCCCUGUUAGGGGUACCCCAUUGCAGAAAGCCCCUCUGGGCGGGGUUACUGCUAGCCUCUGGAACUACCUUAUUCUGCACGAGCUUUUACUACCAGGCUCUGAGUGGAGACACUAGCAUCCAGAAUGCGGGUCCUGUUGGAGGCAGCUUGCUAAUCUUGGGCUGGCUUGCCUUGGCUUUUUGAGGUCUUUUGUUUAACUGCCCAGUCCUGGCCUUUCUGGUAAUCGGGCGCAGAGGAUAUGGGGCGAGGGGGUGUUGAAGCAGAAAAGAAAUAAAAGAAAAAGGCACAUAAAUAA